This is a messenger RNA of Pristis pectinata (smalltooth sawfish), 1892 nucleotides long. RefSeq names its product transmembrane protein with EGF-like and two follistatin-like domains 2a (gene tmeff2a). Lineage: Eukaryota; Metazoa; Chordata; Chondrichthyes; Rhinopristiformes; Pristidae. Gene Ontology annotation, molecular function: protein binding. The transcript has 9 exons. The record is from RefSeq and is a predicted model, not a curated record. The coding region runs from base 1 to 924 and encodes 307 amino acids.
AUGUCAAUACCUGUCAGUUCGGCGGGGAGUGCUUGCGAAUCGGGGGAGACGAUAACGUGCGACUGCCAGCUGAAUGUGCAGCCACCGACUAUUUGCCAGUGUGCGGCUCCAACGGCAAUACCCUACCAGAAUGAGUGUUACCUGCUGCAGGCUGCGUGCAAGCAGCAAAGCGAAAUAAAGGUGCUGGGAGAAGGAUCUUGUUCGAACGAUAUGGGAUCAGGUUCUGGAGAUGGAGGGAAUGAAGGUUCCGGAGAAACUACUUUGAAGAAAACCUCUUCAUGCGAUAUCUGCCAGUUUGGAGCAGAAUGCGAUGAAGAUGCAGAAGAUGUAUGGUGUGUAUGCAACAUUGACUGUUCCCGCAUCAGUUUCAACCCUGUGUGUGCUUCUGAUGGUAAAUCCUAUGAUAACCCUUGUCAGGUUAAAGAGGCAUCCUGCCAGAAUCAAGAAUUCAUAGAAGUAACAUAUUUGGGAAGAUGUCCAGAGAAUGUGACCGUGGGUACAAAAGCAGAAGAUGGGCUUUUUGCAAGAACUGAUUAUACAGAAAAAAAUGCCAAUAAAUUAGAAAAACCAGCUCGAGGAUUAUUUAUCCCAUGUCCCAAUCUCUUUGAUAAUCAUUGUCUACAUGGCAAAUGUGAAUUCUUGAUUAAUAAACAGGAACCAUCUUGCAGCUGCGAAGCGGGUUUUAAAGGACCACGCUGUGAACAAAAGGAGUUUAAUGUUUUGUAUGUAGUUCCUGGAGCUGGGAAACUUCAGUACGUCUUAAUAGCAUCCAUCAUCGGAGCUGUGCAGGUGGCCAUCAUUUUGAUUGUAGUUCUUUGCAUAACAAGAAAAUGUCCUAGGGGCAACAGAAUUCAAAGACAGAAGCAAAAUGCAACACACUACAGUUCUGACAACACAACAAGAGCAUCAACAAGAUUAAUUUAAAGCAAGCAUGAUUGUACAGCUGCAAAAAUAAUUACACAAAGCUUGGACUAUUGAUUAUCAUACAAAAUGGAACAACACAUGUUGCCUUGCAUUUGUGUUAUACUACACCAAUGAAUACAUAUACUACAGUUAUAUUUGAUUAUGUCUGGAUAUAUUUCAAAUAGUAUAUAAUGUCUUGAUGUGUUUUUCUGUAAUAAAUAAAUGGUUAACAAUUUAUAUCACUUGAUUUAGUUUGCACAUGAAGUACUAUAAAGCUGGACUAAUGAAAAAUAAAUACUUCUGUGAUGUUUCUUAAUUUUUUAAAGAUGAAAUGUGCUAUUGAUUUUUUUUUAAAAAGCAAGCAGUUUGUAUUGUUCGGUCAGGUUUUGCCUUUGUUAACUAGAGAAAAUGAGGAUCUACGAUGCUGUUAAUUGAUAAUUAAUUUUGGGAAGCUAUGAGUUAAAGACCAGAGGUUUGACCUUAAUUUUUUACAUGCUUGUUAUUGAAGGCCAGUGAGCUUGAAAACCUUCCAUUAUACUAUAAUGACAGUGCUGUUUAUUUGGAUUCAGUAGUAAUGUAUACAUGACAGUAUAAUACACCAUUUAAAAAAACUGUCAACAAGGCUCUCUCGGUUUAAACAGAUAACCUCCAUAAGUGUCAUUAGUGAAGUAUCCUAUUUUAUAUUGUGUGUGUGCUUAUGCACUUGCAUAACUCAAUGUACCUUUUACAUGAAUACAAGAACAUACAUUAUGAACAACUUUUAUCGCUUGGUUAUAGGUCACCUAGCCUGGUUAGUAAAAAAAAUGGUUUAAAUGUGAUGCAUUGACCAAAGUGGUAGAAAUUAGAGGAUCACACACAUACUUUUUGAUAAUGCAAAGGAUAGUUAGAGCGUUGUUUUGCUCUGCUGAGGAUCCUCAUUUGAAAUAUACAUUUCCAGUGCUAACGUUUCAUAAUAAGAUGACAAAAAUAAAAAUAUUACAGCAGCAAUA